ACACUUCACUUGUCUUGGCAGAAUUGUCUAAGAAUGACCAAUAAAAUAAUAUUAAUUUAUUUAAUAUUUAUAAGUCUGGAUUUAGAGUUUAUAAAUUCAUUUCCAAUUACCAAAAAUGAAAAAUCGAAUCGUCAAAGAAGACUUAUAUUGGGAGUACCUUGCAGUCAUGUAAAACACACUGGCAGUUGUAUCGAAAAGAAAAUAGACACUUCAAAACUCAAAGAUAUCUUAAAUAUGUCUGAGAGUACUAAUACUUAUGAAUUGCAACCGUUUGUAGCACCGGAGAAAACUGCUCCUGAUGCUAGCGUAUCAUUUUGGAUAGAUGGUCUUUUACGGUUCUGGGGAUAAAGGAAUGAAGGAUACGUAAUUUGUUUUAAAAAUUGAUAUCUGAAUUUACUAAAUAAUACUGAUAAAAAAUUUAAUAAAUUCCAAUUAAAUAAAUCUA
This is a messenger RNA of Lucilia sericata (common green bottle fly), 445 nucleotides long. RefSeq lists its product as uncharacterized. The record is from RefSeq and is a predicted model, not a curated record. The transcript is spliced from 2 exons. The coding region runs from base 34 to 348 and encodes 104 amino acids. NCBI's taxonomy places the organism in Eukaryota, Metazoa, Arthropoda, Insecta, Diptera, Calliphoridae.